Molecule: messenger RNA, 140 nt
Organism: Funneliformis caledonium
Lineage: Eukaryota; Fungi; Glomeromycota; Glomeromycetes; Glomerales; Glomeraceae
Source: the annotation of a GenBank genome assembly
UUUAUAAAAUUUUAUUGUCUUCUUCUUCACUUGAAGAAGCUUUGUUAUCUUCAAAUUCAGCUUCUAAAAGCUGUAACCAUAAUGCAUUACCUACAAUUUUAUUGGUUAUUGAUUUUACCAAUCUGGAUGAUCUGAUCUAG